AUGGGCGUCCUGCUGCCAUGCCCCUGCGGACGAUGGCAACACGCCAUCUGCCGAUUCGGUAUUAGCUAUAAUAAGAGUGUCACCUCAUCAACCCUUCCCCUCCCCUUUCCCUUCUCUCCUCUUCCAGACGCUGCCGCCGCCACCCAUCAUCAUCUGUCUUCGUCUCCUUCCCAUCCGAUCCCCUUGUCCGGCUUCAACUUCUUCAACCUCCUACAGACGAUUGUUUGUUCCAUCGUCGGACGCAGUCCCAUCUCAUUCUCAGGUGCGUGCCGGGGCGAGCUCGCCACUCGUCGCUCCUCGCUAACGCGUGACGGCAGGGAACUGAUUUCGCCGUCGCCACUUGUCCCAUCCUCGCCCUCGUCCUCGUCCAAGAUGCCUCUUCACCGCGUCCCCAAGCUCCCCCGAGCCAAGACGUCCGAGGUCUUCUGCAUCGGCGCAGCCGGUGUCGGCGUUCUGGCUCCUCUCUACCUCUUCGUCCCCGGCGCCGAGGAGCGGCUGGCCAAGCAGACGACCAAGUGGGCGCCGCGAUGGGAGCGCAACAUCUCGUACGUCACGCAGCCGGUGGAGCGAACCGUCCAGCGCCUGGAACCCCCCAUCGCUCGGGUCGUCCAGCGCGUCGAGCAUAGGCUGCCGCUCGAGAAGAUGGCCAAGCGGGUCGACACGGGCAUCCGCAGCUCCAUCGACCGCUUCGGCCCCAAGUCGGGUCCCGCAUCGCCAUCGUCAUAA
Messenger RNA from Drechmeria coniospora, 726 nucleotides. RefSeq lists its product as uncharacterized. The record is from RefSeq and is a predicted model, not a curated record. The transcript has a single exon. The coding region runs from base 1 to 726 and encodes 241 amino acids. Lineage: Eukaryota; Fungi; Ascomycota; Sordariomycetes; Hypocreales; Ophiocordycipitaceae.